UAGACUUUGACCCGCAGCUGUCGACUGUCAACACAAAACAUGCUGGUUUAUUAAUGUGUUAUCUGAGUGAGCAUCAGGUGAAGAGUCUACACAGUCCUUGAACGAGAUUGCAGACACCUCGCCGAUAACACUGCUUAGAUUCUUGUGACUUAGAGCUUCUCCUUGCAGCACGAAACAAACAGUCAUGGCUGACAUGUUGAUGUUGUCGGACACUGAGAAGACGUUUCAGUACACGGAGGAGCUUCCUUCUCUCCCCAUCCCCCCUCUGAAGCAGACCCUUGACAAGUACCUGGAAUCAACGAAGCCAUUUGUGACAGAUGAAGAAUAUGGAGAGACCGAGAGAAUCGUGAGAGAGUUUCAAGCAGGUCUGGGCAAAGAGCUGCAUCUGAAACUCUCUGAGAAAGCAAAGUAUAAGAAGAACUGGCUUGUCAUACCAACCCUGAAGUGGUGGGAGGAUCAUGCGUAUCUGGAAUGGCGGAUGCCGUCUGCUCUGCUGGUCAACAUGGCAGGCCCCGGGCCAUACAUGCGGGACAUCUGGCCAGCACGGGACGGAACUCAGCUGGAGCGGACAGCCCUGCUCCUGUAUUACAUGGUCAAGUUCUGGCAGGUCCUCAGAGAAGAGAAAUUACGUCCACAGAAGGAUGCCAAGGGGAGACCACUCUGUAUGUCCCAGUUUCAUCGCGUGUACAAUACAUGUAAAAUACCGGGACUGACCAUGGAUAAAAUUCUGUUUUACUUUCAAACAGAGACUGAAGGGCCAGCCCCCUCCAAUGUCACUGUGACAUGCCGAGGUCACUACUUCAACCUGGAAUGUCUCGAUGCGGAUGGCGAGGUCAAGACACAGCCAGAGUUUCUUCAUCAUCUGAAGGCCAUCCAAGAGAAAUGUGACAAGAUGCCUCCAGGGCCGGCCAUUGGGAACCUCACCACAGAUGACCGCACGGAAUGGGCUAAGAUGAGGAGCCGCCUCAUUGCCAAGAAUCCAAAGAACUACGAGAACCUAGAGAAAAUCCAGCAGUCUGUAUUCCUGAUUGACCUGACUGACGAAUCUCCUGCCGAUGAGAGUCAGCUGGCAUGGCUGGGGCUUGGUGGAAAUGCAGACAACAAAUUCUUUGAUAAAUCCCUCAACAUUUCUGUUCACAAGAACGGUCUUAUCUGCUCCAACUGUGAUCAUUCUCCGUUUGACGCCAUGGUGCUGGUUGUAAGCACCUACUAUGUCCACCUCAAACUGCAGGAGGUUGAUGGCCAGUGGCAGGGCAGCACGGCUGUGAGACCGUUUCCUCCCGCUGAAGAACUCACUUUUGACCUUGAUGAUGUCCUCCAGCAGAAGAUCAAGAGCACCAGAGACGCAUUUAAAGAACUGUGUGCCACUGUGGAGGUUCAGACAGCCCUGUUUACAGACUACGGUAAAGAAUACUUGAAGUCGGUCAAAGUUCACCCUGAUGCUCACGUACAGAUGGCGCUGCAACUCACCUACUACAGGAAGUACGGGAAACCUGCCCCGAUGUAUGAGACGGCAACAACUCGUCGGUUCUACCAUGCUCGUACCGAGACGAUGAGGUCUUGCACUGUUGAGGCGAUAGACUGGUGUAAAUCCAUGGUGGAUCCUCGAGUCAGCUCCCAGAAGCGUAUCCAGCUGUUUCUGCGAGCCGUGUCCAGACACCAGCAGCUGAUGGGUGAGUCCCAGGAAAUGAAUGGCUGUGACCGCCAUCUGUUUGGCCUCUACAUGACGGCAAAGGAGGAGGGGCUGCCCAUGCCCGACAUCUUCACUGACGCUACUUUUUUAAGAGUGGUGGCGGAGGUAAUUAUGUGUUGUCGACAAGCAGUAUCGGCUACACCACUGUGUAUGGUGGAGUGUCCCCCAUGUGCAGGAAUGGGUACGGCUGCUUCUAUAGGAUGGCUUCCAAUGAAAUCGGCACUUUCAUGUCCUCCUGGGUAGAGGACGAGGAAACUAGUGCUAAGGAAUUCACCCAGGAUUUCCACCAGACUCUCCGGGACAUGCAAGCAUUGCUGGACCACCGUGCCACAUCCGCCCGAUUGUAGGGGACACCAGGUGUCUCCACAUGUAACUACCAUUAGCUUUAGUCCCAUGAUGCCUUACGAUAAUUGGAGCACUUUGUGGAACAAGAGCCACCAGUCCCUGCCUCACAGCGUACAAGGAGUAUAAAUGUCAGGAGUAGGCCUGAUGAACGUGUACUAGAUUGUUCAUUAUAGUUGGUCAAAGUUUUAGGUAGUUAUUUUAUCAAGAUGUGAAAUUGUGAAAAACAUUAUGCAUGGUGCUGAAUUGUUCAUAGGAGUGAUCGGUUCAUCAAGAAUUACAGGAAUAUCUCUAUGAAACAUUAUUUUAUAAUGUUGAUGAUAUCAAGGGCACAGAGGGGCGGUGGGGUAGCCUAGUGGUUAAAGCGUUCGCUCGUCACGCCGAAGACCCGGGUUCGAUUCCUCAC
Haliotis rubra (blacklip abalone) is the source of this 2441-nucleotide messenger RNA. RefSeq names its product peroxisomal carnitine O-octanoyltransferase-like. Gene Ontology annotation, cellular component: peroxisome. Gene Ontology annotation, molecular function: carnitine O-octanoyltransferase activity. NCBI's taxonomy places the organism in Eukaryota, Metazoa, Mollusca, Gastropoda, Lepetellida, Haliotidae. The record is from RefSeq and is a predicted model, not a curated record. The coding region runs from base 185 to 1936 and encodes 583 amino acids. The transcript has 15 exons.